AUGGCUCACAUCGCCCGAGAGCUCAGCUCGGCUACUAGUGCCAAUGCUCCACCACAUCGACCCAUCCGCGCAGAUACGCUUGACCUCAAGCAGAAGCUCGCCGUAGCACUGGGUCAGAACGGUGCUCGCUACUGGCAGACCCUCGUGCAGUUCCUCAAGGGCGGUAUUGACCGUUCCGAGUUCGAAGCGCUUGCUCAUAAGGCGCUCAAGACCGAGCACAUCCAUCUUCACAACGCUCUCAUCCUCGGCAUCCUCUACAACGCCAGUGCGGAUGUACCCGGCCCAUCCAGCCGUGCCACCAGGCGCAUCACCCGCAUCCUUCCCGACGGCACCACCAUCACCGAAGAGGAAGAGGAGGAGCCAAGUCGCAAGCGCCUCCGCAACCUCGUCGCCGGUCUCCCACGAAAGGAACGUCUGCGUCUCAAGAACCUCGAAAAGGCCGGCAAGCUCGGUGCCAAUGCGGUUGGCGGCGCCGCCAGCCUCGGCUGGGCCGGCUCGGCAGCUGACAUGCUCGAGAAGAAGCGCAAGGACGAAGAAAAGCGCAAGGUCGCCGAGGACCGUCGCAAGGUAAGACUGCACAAGAGUGCGAUUGGCGCCAAGGACUGGAAGGGUCAAGCCAUCCAAGCCACCCAGCAGAUCGCCGCCGUGCGUGGAAAGCUCUCUUUCUCCGCCCAACAAGCCGUCAUGCGUGCCAUGCAGGCUCCAUUGUGCGUCGAGUCCAAGCAUCUGCCCGAUCUGGACGGCAUCAAGGAUCGAAUGACGCUGCUCGCUGUAGAGAACGGCAUGCCGGGAGGUGUUCAGCCUCAAGCCGCUGCCAUGGUGCUCUCGGCGCUUCAGAGUCACCUGCAGAACGUCGCCAGCAGCAUCAUCACGAAGAUCCGUGCCAACAGGACGGAUGGCAUCCGCACCAACGAGCCUCUUCGUCCCGCCGCUGAAUACAAUAUCAGCCUCGAGGCGUCUUCCUACAUGCCGGACCCACUCCGUGCCUCGCCGGCGCUCGAUGCGAUGGACGUCGACGACAGCGCCAAUAACUCGGUGCACGGCAGUCCCGCUCGACACGUACGCUCCGUCCCCUCGGACGCUUCUUCGCGCACCAGCACGUCUGGCAUCGGCACCUCGUUUGCCGACUCGUCGGUCCUUUCUCUUGCUAGCACUGCUCCGACAAGCCUGACAGGCCCGACGUCGCCCUCAAUCCGCGACGGCGACAGCAGCGGCAACUUACAAGACACCUCCUUCGGCAACAGCAGCACCAGCGCUGACGCCGACGACGGCGCUGCUGGCGGCAGCUCCAACCGACUCAAGCGAUCGCGCGAUACGAUGGAGUCUGGCUCUGAGCGUUCCGACGCCGCUUCCACACGGCUCACCGUCUCCGACCUGUCAUUCCUCAUCGAGGUCGCGCCGCACACGGUGGUUGAGCCGCUGGGCCAGGGCACCCGCGAGCGCAUGCUCGCACCCGAAUGGAGCGACGACACUGUCGACGAUGACGGACCUCACGUCUCACCGGAACGUCAGCUGGCCCGAGCCGCCCGUCUCGCAGCCACCACCCACCUCAGCGAUGCCACCACCGGAGGCGCCGAAACGCCCGUCCGCAACCGCUUCAUCAUCGACCAGUCCGCCCCGCUCAAGCUGCUCGACCGCCGCAGCCUCGCCGAGAACGAGGGCAAACUCCGUCCGACGAAAGGUGGUCUCUCGGUCCCUGAGACGGUGCUGGCCGAUGUCAACGGCAGGAAGAACUCGCUGGGCCAGCAACAGCAUAGGCACAAGGACGACAUUUGGGAUGUGGUCGAUCCCGUGGCGCUGUUCGGCACACUUUGUGAGUGA
Molecule: messenger RNA, 1821 nt
Organism: Kalmanozyma brasiliensis GHG001
Lineage: Eukaryota; Fungi; Basidiomycota; Ustilaginomycetes; Ustilaginales
Product: Transcriptional coactivator Hfi1/Transcriptional adapter 1
Exons: 3
Coding region: 1-1821 (606 amino acids)
Biological process (GO): regulation of transcription by RNA polymerase II
Cellular component (GO): SAGA complex
Molecular function (GO): transcription coactivator activity
Source: RefSeq, a predicted model, not a curated record